UGAUUCGGCAGCUUUUCUCCGCUUGUCGCGUGUACCGGUCUUUCUCCACUCGCGUUCGCGAUCAUGGAGGCGAACGGGACCGAGCUGCUGCCGGUAGAGCCAGGUAUGGACGCGUUGAUCGUUAACGGGGGAGCGGCGGAACAUGACGCUGAUCUCUCCAAGAAGAAGAAGAAGAAAAAGAAAAGAAGCAAGAUAGCGGUUUCCGUAGGACACGGUGAACAGGGGGAGGAUGGUGAGGUGGAUGGGAAAAAACCGACAGAACAGCAGAACCUGGAGGAGAAUCACAGAGAAGAUGAUGGAGAAGAAGAUGGAGAGGAAUGUGAUAACGUCUCUGGGAAAAAGAAGAAAAAGAAGACCAAGAAAAAGAAAGGACCCAAAACCCAAACUGACCCUCCAUCCAUCCCCAUAUGUGAUUUGUACCCCAAUGGUGUGUUUCCUGUGGGUGAGGAGUGUGAAUACCCUUCAUCGCAAGAUGGGCGUAGUGCUGCUUGGAGAACGACCAACGAAGAGAAGCGAGUGUUGGAUAAAGCAAACGAGGAGCUGUGGAAUGAUUUCCGGCAGGCAGCCGAGGCACAUCGACAGGUGCGCAAAUAUGUGAAAAGUUGGAUCAAACCUGGAAUGGCCAUGAUUGACAUAUGUGAGCGUUUGGAGGACUGCAGUAGAAAGUUGAUCCAAGAGAACGGUUUGAAUGCAGGGUUGGCAUUCCCUACUGGCUGCUCGCUGAAUAACUGUGCUGCUCACUACACACCAAACGCAGGAGACCCUACUGUCCUACAGUAUGAUGACGUAUGCAAGAUCGAUUUCGGCACACACAUUAAUGGCAGGAUUAUUGACUGUGCCUUUACCGUAACCUUCAACCCAAAGUUUGAUCGCUUGCUUGAGGCUGUGAGAGAUGCUACCAACACCGGCAUCAAGUGUGCAGGUAUAGAUGUACGUCUUUGUGAUGUCGGAGAAUCGAUACAGGAAGUUAUGGAGUCAUACGAGGUUGAAAUAGAUGGGAAAACAUACCAAGUCAAACCUAUCCGGAAUCUGAACGGACACUCUAUUGGUCAGUAUCGGAUACAUGCGGGUAAAACGGUGCCUAUAGUGAAGGGAGGAGAAGCCACCAGGAUGGAGGAGGGGGAGGUGUACGCCAUUGAAACAUUUGGCAGCACUGGUAAGGGUGCGGUGCACGAUGACAUGGACUGCUCCCAUUACAUGAAGAACUUUAAUGUUGGACAUGUGCCAAUCAGGCUGCCCAGAGCAAAGCACCUGCUCAACGUGGUAAAUGAGAACUUCGGGACUUUGGCAUUCUGUCGACGCUGGCUUGACCGAUUGGGAGAAAGCAAGUACCUGAUGGCCCUGAAAAACCUGUGUGACCUGGGCAUCAUCGACCCCUAUCCCCCUCUGUGUGACACCAAGGGCUCAUACACAGCACAGUUCGAACAUACCAUCCUGCUCAGACCCACGUGCAAGGAAGUUGUGAGCCGUGGAGACGAUUACUGAAAUGCACACGUGCAUACACUCCAGUUUUGCGCAAAAAAAACAUACACAGACACUUGAAUAUAAUAAACUGUAUAAAGUAGAACUGAACUGUUGUUAAAAUAAUAGUUUACCCAAAAAUGUAGUUUUCCUUGUCAAUGUGUAGAGAUGGAUGUUUAGCUAUAGCGAAAGUGAAAAUCAGGAACUGUUGAGCUCCAAAAGAACAGAACCGAUGUGUGGGGUACCAUCGAUGGUGCUCAGUCCGCAUUAUUGGCAGGGUUUUGCAUUUGUGAACGUAAUUUUACAAAAGUAGGAUUUGAUUAUAGAGCAGCACCAAAAAAAAAAUUAUGGUUUGAGUUGAGGGUGGGGGGUUUCUUUGAUUAAAAAGUUAAUACAAGAUCACCAUACUUUGUGAAAUCACAGCGACUGGGCGUACUUACCGGCAAACAAGGGUACUUUAAUGCUUAGAGAUUAGCGAGGGAGUGCUGCUUCAUGUUUGUUUUUUUGGUUUAAAUAUAUUAAACCUAUUUUAGCCUUACGCUGCUCAGUCUACCUAUUAAAAGUAGAAAAAAAAAUCUAUUUCAUUAAUAGCUUAGACAAAAUCAUAUUUUGCUCUUGUCUGGGGGGGCAAUGCCCCCCCUGCCCCCUCAAAUUUCCAUAAUUUAAGAAAAAUACUACUUAAAUUUCAGUCUGAUUCCCACAUAAAUUGACAUACUGUGCAAAUUUCAUAUGGACCACUUGUCCAUAGUCACCAUUCACUUUCAUUAUAUGCAAAAGAGCACUCCAGAAAUUCAGCUAAACAUUAUUUACAGUGGAAUGUGUUGUGGGUUCAGAGCAGCAUUUUUGGGUGAACUGUUAUUUUAAGGGAAUGUAACCGCACAGCAUAUAUUCAGCAUGAAAUACUAUGCAUACUGUAGGUACAAGCCAGUGCCCAAAUGAAACAUCUAUUUUCAAAGUAAAGAGAUAAAGACUUUAUACUCAUUUGUACUCUGUGUAGUAAAUGAGACUAUGGGUGCUUAACUUUACACACUGCUGAAGGGCUUUUGCAAAAAAGAAAAGAAACCCGUCAGGAAAUAACUGAUAAUAUGCACAGCUUUGAUAUUUGUAUCAUAUCAAAUGAGCUAUCUCAUAUAGUACCUGUAUUACAUUUUGAACUUUUAGGUUUUUUUAAUAAAACAUAUUUAAAAUGCA
Paramisgurnus dabryanus is the source of this 2652-nucleotide messenger RNA. It is a transcript of the gene metap2a, whose product is annotated as methionyl aminopeptidase 2a. Gene Ontology annotation, cellular component: cytoplasm. Lineage: Eukaryota; Metazoa; Chordata; Actinopteri; Cypriniformes; Cobitidae. Gene Ontology annotation, molecular function: metalloaminopeptidase activity. The record is from RefSeq and is a predicted model, not a curated record. Gene Ontology annotation, biological process: proteolysis.